AUGAAAAUAAAUUGUGAAACUUUACUACUUUUUCUUUGGCAGAAAAUACAGGGUAAUCGAAUUGAGUGGAAAUUCGAAGGACCCGGGUUGAACGAGCAAGUCAAUUUACCUGUAAGAUAUUUUUACGGGAUACCUACUCAGAAUGGAACGAUUUUUUCUGAUUUUGAUCCUUCGGAUAUUUCGUUCAAAAUAAUCGAUGAAAAAUCAGGCAAACGAGCUCGAGCAAGAACAGACUUUGGAGUAACUCACGAUGGCCGCGUUCUCUUCCGAUAUAAAGUCAUCUCCCCCUUUCUAACUUCGUCGACCCUCAAACUUCAAUACCGAAACUCGCCAAUCUUUGAAAAAACCUUCAAAAACCUUCUCUCGGAGUCCUGUUCCUGCCCAAAGUCUAGAGAUGAAUUCAAAAACUCUUUCCAAUGCGAAGAGUUCAAGCAUUUAACAUCUUCAUUCAACCGGUUGAAGAGCAAAAAAAUCACAAAAGAGACCAUCGCCAAUCAUUCUUCAAAAACCUUCGCCGACGACAGCGUUGUCCAUUACAUCAUCAAGAACAACAGACUUUAUUCAAAGACCCUUUCUCCCAACCUAGAUUUCAAGCGCUUCUCGGACGGCAUCAUUCUUUCCCUCCUCCGAAAAGUCAGGCUUCCAGACAUCGAAUUCUUCUUCAACGUAGGUGACUGGCCCCUGUCUACAGAUUUCCCGAUCUUUUCUUGGUGUGGAAGCGAUUCAACGAGCGAUAUCGUCGUUCCAACCUGGGAUCAGAUCAAAACAACGCUUCUUUCCAUGUCAAAAAUAAACGUUGACAUCCUAACCAUGCAGCUCAACGGGCCUAAAUGGAAGCAAAAGGUCCCAAAAGGCUUUUUCCGGGGAAGAGAUUCCUCAAAAGAAAGAAUAAGGGUAUCCUCUCUGAACAACACUUCAAUAGACGCUGGAAUAACCAGCUUUCAAUUCCAUUCCCAAGGGGAAGAUAAGAAGGUCCCGAUCGUCCCAAUGACCGAUUUUGGCAACUUCAAAUUUCAACUGCUGUUGGACGGGACUGUAGCUCCCUACAGAGCGCCCUACAUCUUCCAAACAAACUCUUUAAUCUUCAAACAGAAAUCAAAAUAUGCUGAGUGGUGGUACCCAUAUUUGAGAAAGGACAUCGAUUUCGUUGAAGUAGACGAGAAAACUGAAAACAUAGAAGAGAAAAUACAAUGGGCCCUGGAAAACGACGAAAUUGCUGAGUGGAUUGCUCAGAAUGGAUUCGACUUGACAAGGGACCUUUUGAAGCCGGAAAAUGUUUACUGUCAUUAUUUACAAGCAUUUGAACAGUACAGCGAGUUGAUGGAUUUCGACCCUACCGUAACCGAAGACUUCGAACUUAUCGACAAAGAUCCAGAAAUAACUGUAUCAACCUGUAAUUGCGAGAUGCAUGAGAGUCAUGAUGAGUUGUGA
Oikopleura dioica is the source of this 1431-nucleotide messenger RNA. NCBI's taxonomy places the organism in Eukaryota, Metazoa, Chordata, Appendicularia, Copelata, Oikopleuridae. The record is from the annotation of a GenBank genome assembly.